Molecule: messenger RNA, 650 nt
Organism: Pseudomyrmex gracilis
Lineage: Eukaryota; Metazoa; Arthropoda; Insecta; Hymenoptera; Formicidae
Product: histone H2A-like
Exons: 1
Coding region: 50-430 (126 amino acids)
Cellular component (GO): nucleosome
Molecular function (GO): structural constituent of chromatin; DNA binding; protein heterodimerization activity
Source: RefSeq, a predicted model, not a curated record
UCGGAUCUCGUCUCCGUGGAAGCUCUCAAAUUUUUACCGCGUUGGCAUCAUGUCGUCCGGUCGUGGAAAAGGCGCGAAAGCGAAGACUGGCAAGGCGAAGUCCCGAUCCAAUCGUGCUGGACUCCAGUUUCCCGUUGGCCGCAUCCACCGACUUCUGCGAAAAGGUAAUUACGCCGAGCGCGUUGGCGCGGGUGCUCCGGUCUAUUUGGCUGCGGUAAUGGAGUACCUCGCAGCGGAAGUGUCAGAAUUGGCGGGAAACGCUGCCCGCGACAAUAAAAAGAGCCGAAUCAUCCCACGGCACUUGCAACUCGCUAUUCGCAACGACGAGGAGUUGAACAAAUUACUGUCCGGCGUUACCAUUGCUCAGGGUGGAGCGCUGCCAAAUAUUCAGACGGUUUUGUUGCCGAAGAAGAGCGAGAAGAAAGCUUAACUACGAGCACAAACAACUAACCAAACGGCCCUUUUCAGGGCCAACAAUCUGUUCGUGUACGAGGAACAUCUUGUUCGCGUUUGCUUUUCUAUAUGCACGUUUUACUAUUUACACUAUUUAUGUUCGUGCACAAUCGUGCGAAAGUAGAAUAAAAUUGUUUUAUUAUUUGUUUUAGAGCAAAAAUUAUUUGUUUUAAGUAGAGUAAAAAUUAUUUGUUUGU